Messenger RNA from Paramuricea clavata, 2296 nucleotides. NCBI's taxonomy places the organism in Eukaryota, Metazoa, Cnidaria, Anthozoa, Malacalcyonacea, Plexauridae. The record is from the annotation of a GenBank genome assembly.
AAACAAGAAGAGCUCACACAAAAACUAGUGGCUGAAAACAAAAAGCUUAAAGGGAAGCAAGCAAAAUUGAAACGUCUUCAAAGUAAAGUGAGUCAACAAACUAUUAAAUUGUUGCUUUCCAGUGUUUGAAGUCUCAUGUGUAGGUUUUGUUUUCAAAGACUAAUAGUAUUGCUUUUGUGUUGCAUAGGUGAGAACUGCAGAUGAAGAUAUUCAAGAGAGAAUAAAAAAGGUAUUUAUUUGCAUUGGAUUAAAUGUGUUACAGACAUGACCCCGGCAUUAUAAAUCCCACUCAGUGUUUAUAUGAUCCGGCUUCUAUCCCCCAAAUGCUGAGAUCCCCACUAGACGGGAUGAGAAAUUCCCAUAUAAACCCUUCAAUCUGCCUAGCUGGGACGAGAAAUCAGAAAUAUAAGGCUAGGCGGGACCUUUCAACCUUUGCCUUCUUAGCAUGCUUGAUAUGAUGUGAAGCAUUUAACUUACUUCAUCUCGGCAAUGUUUUUAGUCGUGUUUACACUAACAGUCUUGGCCUUGCCUUGGCCUACAUUUUGACAGUGUAAACAGAUUUUGACCUAGCCUUGGCCUGACCUAGGCCAGGAAACCUGGGCCUACUACAACCGGUGGCCUAGGCUUGUGGAAAUGUAAAUACUUUCGGCCCUGGCCUGGGCCUUAUUUUCAUGGCAAUGUGUGUGCACAGUGAGGGUGCAACCAACACUUUAUGUAAUAUUGAGGGUACAAUAUUAACCAGCCUUCCUCUAACCAUCCUACUACACUGUAUUUGUUAAUUAGACAGCAAUCUUUUGGAGAAUCCCCCUUUGCCCACUCUACUGCUGCAUGCUUUAAGGGAGGCAGGUAGUCCAAUAAUGGCUGACUGCUGCAAUUGUUACUGAAUUUAGAUAAACAAGUGGCUACAGUAUCUAAUUAUUCAAAGUAUUUUCCCCAGGCUAGGGGCUGAACAAUAUAUGUUUUCCAAAAUGCCUGUUAUAUUACACAUUUUAGAAAAAGAACUCAGAAAAAGGAUUCUUCACUUUGUCUUUCACUGAAAAACGACUACAGUCUCCUACCGCUCUCAACGAGAAAGGAAAUAUAAAUGGUCCUGAGAGAACGGCCAGAAGAAAGAUACAAGAAACCAGUGAAGUAGCAAUGAAAAUCCAUGGAGGAACUCCAAGUAAUAUGCAACCUGCUUACUUUGGUCUUUUUGCAACCCUAUCUAAUGGGGCUUCAGCUAGCACACUAACUGAUAUGUUUUACAAAUCACCUACUGUAAUGACAAAAGUUAUUCCUAAUGUUGUAAAUGAAAAGGUCAAGGCUUUUGAUAAUUCUAAAACCAAUUUUGUUAGAAGCGUAAACGUGCUUUACAGGAAUGGCCUUGUAAGCAAGGAGAAAUACAUUAUUAGCAUUAGGUCAGCAUUAAGCAUGAAUAAUAAAGAAAAUAGUAAUUCUAAGUCGCACACAGAAUUUAUGUCAAACUGUAAUGUUCCACGCAUACUUCCGUACAAGGAAUUGAUGUAUAAGAUCAAGGGCAUAGAUAUAGGUAAUUUGUAUGACCUCAACGAACAGUUUUGUACCGGUCUAGGCAAUGAUGACCAUAUAGAAGGUAAGUACAGGGAUUUAACCGAGUUGCUUUUAAGGUUGGCCCAGUUUUACUUGAAAGUCAAUGAACACAGACUUGAUAAGCUUAUUUGGUAUAACAAUAAGCAAGCAGGUCACUUCAAUGUUGCCAUUGGGGGUGACGGUGCCCCCUUUGGUAAGGCUGACUCGGCAUUGGCUUGGUUGGUGAGUUUUCUUAAUUGCGUUCAUAGAAUUUCUAGCCGCAAUGAGAACUUUCUUCUUCUAGGGGCAAAUUGCUCAGAAGAUUGUGAAGCUAUUAGACGCUAUGUUCUAAAGCUAUCGCAAGACAUCAAAGAAAUCGAAAAGAAAACAUACUCGGUUUCGGUUGAUGGUCAAUUAUGGAAUGUAUCUUUCUCCUUUGACAUGUUUCCAAACGACAUGAAAUACAUAGCUUAUCUUGCUGGAGAGCUUUCAAUUUCUGCAACAUAUUUCUCACCUUUCGCAAACGUUAAAAAAGCUGAUAUAUGUGAUACAAAAUCUGCUUUCGGGGUUGAGCCUUCACAUAAGUGGAAGCCUUGGACCUACCAAGCAAGGAUCAAGGUUGCAUCAGCUGUUGCAAAAAAGAAACAAGAACUUUCACAUUCCUCUCUGAAACCGACUACUUUUAGAAAUAAGGUAACAACAUUCAUUGCCAAGAAAGGGUCUCGGACAGAAUUUCCACCUCUGCUGGGUGAAGCGAUUGACCGAGUAA